Molecule: messenger RNA, 840 nt
Organism: Prorocentrum cordatum
Lineage: Eukaryota; Dinophyceae; Prorocentrales; Prorocentraceae
Source: the annotation of a GenBank genome assembly
GUCCUGUCCUACGGGAGCGGCUCGCUGACGGCCCAGGAGGCCUUCGACAAGGUCGGCGUCGGGCCCCUGACCCUCGAGACGACCUGCUUCUGGGAGAUCUUCGAGGCCGAGAUGCCCCUGCUCCUCGACUCCGACUUCCAGGCCAUCGUCGGGCUGGGGCCCCUCUACGCGCACCACUCGGCCCUCUUCCAGGACGGCGGCAACGAUAUGGAUCAGGAGAACUUGAAGAGGUCGAUGGUCUUGCCCAGGGCGCUCGAGAUCGACAGCUUCGGCAUCUGCAUGGGCAAUAGGCCCGGCUCGUCUGGGUGGUUCACGUGGAACGACGGCAGCAUCGAUUCGCCUGCCAUCAGCAUGACGAGGCUCCCGAUCCCGCGUACUGGCUACUGGAUGGUGGAGAUCCGAGAUGUGCACAUCGGCAACGUGGCAAUCGGCUGCGAGGAGGGCUGCGGCGCGGUGCUGGACAGCGGGACCUCCUUGCUGGCCAUGCCUCAAGACGCCCUCGACCUCGUGGACGCGGUGGUCGCCGGCAUCGGCGGGGGCUGCUCCGACCCCGCCGCGUUGCCGGAUAUUCGCUUCACGCUCGGCGAGGAGAGGAUACCGUACUCCCUGCCGUCCGACGCCUACGUCGGCGAGGUGAUUGGAGAGGCGCCCUCCUCGGUGGGCAGACACUUCAAUCGCAAGAAGGUGUCAACAUGCGAGACCGCGGUGAUGAACAUCGACAUGAAGUUGGACCCUCUGGGGCAGGUGUGGAUCCUGGGCGUGCCCUUCCUGCGGAAGUAUUACACGGUGUUUUCGCAGCCCUCGGAGAAGUCCCCGACGGCCUCGAUCUACACCGCAAUG